Messenger RNA from Trichosurus vulpecula (common brushtail), 4892 nucleotides. RefSeq names its product zinc finger protein 665-like. Gene Ontology annotation, biological process: negative regulation of transcription by RNA polymerase II. Lineage: Eukaryota; Metazoa; Chordata; Mammalia; Diprotodontia; Phalangeridae. The record is from RefSeq and is a predicted model, not a curated record. Gene Ontology annotation, molecular function: DNA-binding transcription repressor activity, RNA polymerase II-specific. The coding region runs from base 328 to 3222 and encodes 964 amino acids. The transcript is spliced from 5 exons.
CUUUGCUCCUCUGUGUCUCUCUGUCUCUGCAGGGUCUCUCCCCACACCCCCAUCUGGCCCGCUGCCCUCGGAGCUCCCUGCCCUCACGCCCCAGGGCUGGCACGUAUGGUCGCCUAGUCUGUGCCCCACACGGUGGCCGGGUGGCGGGGGCUUGUGCCCCUGGAAGGGCGGGACUUGAACCCAGGGCCAGCUGGCUCUCCCUCUUUCCUCCUCUGCCCUUAGAGGGGGCACUCAGCAGGCUGACACCCAGGAGGGGGGGGUGUCUCCUCAGGGUCCUGCACUGAAAGGGGUGACCCCCCCCCCACCGUGCCCGGCCCUCUGGGCAGGAUGGACCCGGCCCCCGCUGUCCUGCAGCCCUGGAGAAGGAAGCGCGGACUCCGGGCAAGAGGGAAAGGACGAGCGCGGGGCACGUCUGAGGGCAGAGAUUCUGCCCUCCCCCGACAGAUGAACAGCGGCCGGCGCACUGAGGGAGCGACCUCUGGGUUCCCGGCGGCCCCGGGUUCCCUGGAGUCCGUGACAUUCCAAGAUGUGACUGUAGACUUUACCCAGAGGGAAUGGAGGCAGCUGACCCAUGCCCAGAAGAUCCUGUACCGGGAGGUCAUGCUGGAGAAUUAUGAGAACUUUGUCUCCUUGGGGUUUCCAGUUUCCAAACCAGAGCUGAUCUCCCAGCUGGAGUGUGGGGAAGGCCCUUGGAUGCUGUUGGAGGAAGAGCCAAAAAGCCCCUAUGCAGAUUGGAAGAUUCAGUCAGAGACCAAGAAGACAGUCUCUAUACAGUGCAUUUCCCUGGAAGACACAUCCCAGGAAGGACUCACAAAGGGUGGUCCCUGGGACUGUAAAUCUGUGAAAGUUGAAAAUUGUAAAAACAACUCUGCCAAGCGUAAAGCUAAUAACCAGGCAAGGGAUCUGAUUCAAGGAACUCAGGAUAAAAAUUUUAAUAAGGCCAGAGGCCAUAAAGGUAAUCAGUUUGUGAAAAGUUUUGAUCAGAAGUCAAUUCUUGAUACACAAAGCAGCGUUUCUUUAGAAAAAAGUCCUUACAAAUAUGAUACAUGUAGAAAUAACUUCAUACUUUCUUCAGACAUGAGUGAUCACAAUGGAAUCUCCCCAGGAAAGAAAUCCUGUAAGGAAAAUGGCUGCAGUAAAGCCUUCAGUGACCCCUCAGGCUUUAACGGCGAUCAAAGAAUAGCUACUAAAGAGAAUUCCUCCUAUACAGGUACUGAAUUUGGCAGUGUUUUCCACCAGAGGCGACACCUUACUCAAUGUCACAGAAGUCAUUCUUCUGGGAAACCAUAUAUCUGUAGAGAUUGUGGAAAAGCCUUCAGCCAGAUCACACCCCUUAUUCAGCAUCAGGAAAUUCAUGAUGGGGAGAGACCCUAUAAAUGUAGUGACUGUGGAAAAGCCUUCACCAAUAGUUCAUCACUUAUUCUACAUCACAUAAUUCACAGUGGAGAGAAACCCUAUGAAUGUCAUGAAUGUAGGAAGCUCUUCAGCAAUCGAACGGGACUAUUUGUACAUCUGAGAAUUCAUACUGGAGAGAAACCCUUUCAGUGUAACAUAUGUAAAAAAGCCUUCAGCCAGAAAGGAGACCUGUCCCGACACCAGAAAGUUCAUACAGGAGAGAAACCUUACAAGUGUAAUGUAUGUGAAAAAGCUUUUAGCCAGCAAGGACAUCUUACUGCACACCAGCGAAUUCAUAAUGGAGAAAAACCUUAUAAAUGUAAUGAAUGUGGAAAAGCAUUCAGCAAUAGUUCAUCCCUUAUUCUGCAUCAUAGAAUUCAUAGUGGAGAGAAACCCUAUGAAUGCCAUGAAUGCGGGAAGCCUUUCAGUAAUCACGCAGGCCUCAUUGUACAUCAAAGAAUUCAUACUGGUGAGAAACCCUAUAAAUGUAAUGUAUGUGAAAAAGCCUUCAGCCAGAAGGGUCAUCUUUCUGAACAUCAGAGAAUUCAUACUAGAGAGAAGCCCUAUAAUUGCAAUAUAUGCAAGAAGGCCUUUAGCCAGAGGGGAGACCUUUUUCGACAUCAGAAGAUUCAUAAUGGAGAGAAACCUUAUGAUUGCAAUGAAUGUGGAAAAGCUUUCAGCCAGAAGGGAGACCUUACUAAACAUCAAAGAAUUCAUAGUGGUGAGAAACCUUAUAAAUGUAACAAAUGUGGUAAAGCCUUUAGCAUCAGCUCACAGCUCAAUAUGCAUGAAAGAAUUCAUACUGGAGAGAAACCUUAUAAAUGUAAUCUAUGUGAAAAGGCCUUCAUCCAAAAAGGACGACUUACUGAACAUUACAGAAUUCAUAAUGGAGAUAAACCUCAUAAAUGUACUGAGUGUGGAAAGUCCUUCAGCCAAAUUACAUACCUUAGUCGGCAUGAGAGAAUUCAUACUGGAGAGAAACCAUAUAAAUGCAGCGAAUGUGAGAAAGCCUUCAGCAAUAGCUCAGCACUCAAUGUACAUCAGAAAAUUCAUACUGGUGUGAAAUCCCAUGUAUGUCUUGAAUGUGGGAAGGCCUUCCUCCAGGGUGUAGGCCUUAGUUUACAUCAGAGAAUUCAUACUGGAGAAAAACCAUAUAAAUGUGACAUAUGUGAAAAAGCCUUCAGCCAGCGGGGAGACCUUUCUCGACAUCAGAAAAUUCAUAAUGGAGAGAAACCCUAUAAAUGUAGUGAUUGUGGAAAAGCUUUCACCCAGAGGGGACACCUUACUGAACAUCAGAGAGUCCAUAGUGGGGAGAAACCAUAUAAAUGUAAAGAUUGUGGUAAAGCCUUUAGCAACAGCUCACAGGUCACUCUUCAUUAUAGAAUACAUACAGGAGAGAAACCUUACAAAUGUAAUGAAUGUGGACAAGCCUUUAGUCGUCCAGGGAGCCUCAGUGAACAUCAGAAAAUUCAUUCUGUAGAGAAACCUUAUAAAUGUAGUGAAUGUGGAAAAGCCUUCAGCCGCAAUCUGUACCUUAGCCGUCACCAAACAGUUCAUACAGGGGAAAAGUGCUAUCCAUGUAAUGAAUGUAGUAAAGCCUUCCGAAAUGGCCAUUGUCUUACUCUACAUCAGAGAAUUCAUAGUGGAGAAAAACCCUAUCAAUGUGCUGAAUGCGGAAAAGCUUUUGGCAGGAAACUAUACCUAACUCAACAUCAGAGAAUACAUAGUGGUGAGAAACCCUAUGAGUGCACUACAUGUGGUAAGGCCUUCACUCGGUGUACGACACUUAUUCAGCAUCAGAAAAUUCAUACUAGAAAUAAACCCUAAAAAUUUAAAGUUGACGUGUAUUCCCAGACAUUAAAACAUAUUAGAAACUUCUUUUAAUCAAAAUAAUCUGAUACUAGCAGGAAAGUAAGGAGAUAGAAUAGGGAUACCAUCUAGCUCAGAACUGUCCAACCUUAGGUUUUUACUGAAACAGUAGACAAUAUAUUUUGAUUUGCCACUUUAGUGAGAGCUCUGUGGUAGCUUGGCUUUGUUAACUAAAGCAUUUAUGUAAAUUUCUAUGCUUGUAGGCAGGCUGCAUAAAUCGCACCAUGGGCUGCAUUUUGGACAGCCCUGAUCUAGCUAACAAAAUAGAGGAAAAAAAAUAGUGUUUCAUAAACAUAUAGAAAACAAACUAGCAAAAGAAGUAUUUAAGAAAUUGGGAAAAUUGGUUAGCGAUAUGGCAGAAAUGGAUAUAGAAUUAUAUCUCAUACCUCAGGAUUCCUCCUGAUUUGUAGCCUCAAAUAUAUGUGUCAAAUGAACUAAAAAGGGGGAGGGAGAGAAAAUGGGAUUAUGCAGUUAGAAUUAAGAAAAUGUGUUAAUCGGCAGGGUCAAGUUAAGAUGUAUUUAAGGACAAAAAAAAAUGGAAAAGUGUGAAAGCAAUAUAACUGAAGUAAAAGCAGUUGUAAAAAAUGUUGAUAUCAAAUAUGAUAAAUAUGAAAAAGAACUACUGAAAAUCUCCAGAGGUAGCUCUUAGUCCACAAUGGUCAAUGAGUAUGAAGAGAUCAUUUUCACAUGAGGAAACAAGUUGCUAAUAACAUGGAAAGUGUUCUGUCUCAAUCAAAAUUAUUCACAAUUAGAAACAAUAUUUGUGGAAUUGAAGAGAGAUAUUGCUGGUAGAAAGUUACAGUCUUUUUAGAAUACAAUUUCUCAGUACACAGUAAAUGUCAUUCCCCCCCCCCCAAAUCAUACACUUUUGUUGGUCAUUGCAUUGAUAACUAUAUACUCUGAAAGGGUUAUCAAAAACAAAACAGAGCUAUCUGGUCAAAGAUUUUAAUAUUUCAUAUUCAUUCAUAAUAAAAAAAACAAUUAAACACCUGAAAUGUGUAGCAGUAGAGUGUUGUUAAAUUGUGAGAUAUUCAUACAGUGGAAUCCCAUUAUGUAAUUAAAAUAGACAUCUUUGAGGAAUAUGAUGAAACUUAAUGAGGGUCUUUGUGACAAAGGGCAGAGUGUAACAACAAACAAAAUAAAGGUUACAGUAGCUACUACCAUGUAAGUAAUUGGAGUGAAAAGGCAGGAAUGUGAGGGAGACUUGUGGAGUAACUGAAAAGUUUUUGGACUUGUGCAUAUUCAGAUUCUUUCAAUAUUAGUGGAUGUGUAGCAUCACAGUUCUGUAAGAAGUGAUAAAUAUGUUGAAUACAGAGGUGCAUGUGAAAACUUAAAUGAGCUGAUACAAAGUUAACUAAGCAGAAUUGAAAAAAACACAGAUUCACAGUAACUACAAUGGAAAUAACCCAAUAGCAAAAUGAUAAAAAAAAAAUUAAAUGUUGUGAAAUUAUAAUAACUAAGCUUUGCUCCAGAGAAGUGAUUUGAGACUCAGUCUGUCUCAUAUACUGUUAUGAUGGAAAUCUGUGAUAGAGAAACAGAGGCAGAAAGUUUUGUGCACAGUCAAUUUAUUAGCAAAGCUAACAGUUGCCAAUAAAUGAGGUCAGUGGCUCCUCAAUAGCCAUAGACAA